AAAAUCUCUUCCGUGUAAUAUUCGGAAGGGAGACCUCCGUCGGUUUCAAAGAUGGAGAAAGAAUCGAAGGGGAAAUGGGAAGGAAAGGUAUCGGCGACUCUGAGAAAUGCGUCGGCGGAGCAGACAUGGGAGGUGGUGAAGGACUUCUUCAACCUUCACAAAUGGUUCCCCACUCUGGCCACCUGCUACGGCAUCCACGGCUCUAACGGUGAGCCCGGCUGCAUUCGAUUCGCCUCCGGCUCCUCCAUCCCUUCCGAUGGCGCCGAUCAGCUCGUCAGCUGGUCGAAGGAGAGGCUUCUUGCCAUCGAUCACGACGAGCGCACGCUCGUCUAUGAAAUUGUGGACAGCAAUAUCGGCUUCAACUCCUACCGCUCAACUAUGAAGGUGUCGCCCAUGGUCGCCGACGGCCGGCACGGAUCUUUGAUAGAGUGGCAUUUCUCCCUCGAUCCUAUCGACGGCUGGGUGCUGCAGGACUUGAUCGCCAAAUACGAUCUUGGUCUUCAACGGAUGGCUGCCAGAAUGGACCAUCAUUUUCAUACUGCAAAUUCACUCAAUGCUAAAUAGCCCUUCUUUCUGCAAAUCUGUAGCAAGACUGCUACUCUUUGCUAAUGCGCUUCCCGUAGUCUUGCCAGUAAAAGUAUUUGAUUUAAUUUAUGACUUGUUCUUUAUUUUAUUUUAUUUCUCUCCGCGUUCCAAUUGAUUUCUGAUGACUUGUUUCGCUGAUCA
This is a messenger RNA of Prosopis cineraria, 726 nucleotides long. RefSeq names its product lachrymatory-factor synthase. The record is from RefSeq and is a predicted model, not a curated record. The transcript has a single exon. Bases 52 to 564 code for a protein of 170 amino acids. Lineage: Eukaryota; Viridiplantae; Streptophyta; Magnoliopsida; Fabales; Fabaceae.